CGUGCGCGUCCCAACAAGGACAUAAUGAAAGGGCAGGAAAAACCUUAUCUUUUAGAACAUACAAAGCAGUAAACUUUUUAGCCAAAUUUUGAGAAACAAAGUAACCUAAGACUAAGAGACCAAAAGACUGUAAUCAUACAUACAUACAUCCAUGGCGGCCUUGAGCUGCCAAUUUCAACCAACAUACUUUAUUAAUUCUAAAAAAAUGGUAAAGACAAAGCCAUUCAUCUGUUGCUCAUCAUCUCAAAACAAUGUGAAGGUAAUCAUAAAUGGAGCAGCUAAGGAAAUUGGCAGAGCUGCCGUAAUUGCUGUCACUAAAGCUAGAGGAAUAGAAUUGGCUGGCGCUGUUGAUUCUAAUUUUGUUGGACAAGAUAUUGGACAGAUUUGUGACAUGGAAGAGCCUCUAGAAAUACCAAUAAUUAACGACCUUACCAUGGUUUUGGGUUCAAUAUCUCAGUCAAAAGCAACUGGGGUAGUCAUUGAUUUCACUGACCCUUCUAAAGUUUAUGACAAUGUCAAACAGGCAACAGCAUUUGGGAUGAAUAGUGUAGUUUACGUGCCCAGAAUUAAGCAAGAAACUGUCAUGGCUUUAUCUAUGUUAUGCGACAAGGCCAGCACGGGUUGUUUGGUUGCACCAACUCUUUCAAUUGGAUCCAUACUUCUACAGCAAGCAGCAAUUUCAGCUUCUUUUCACUAUAACAAUGUUGAAAUUGUUGAGUCUAGAGCUAAUCCACUGGAUUUUCCAACACAGGAUGCAGUUCAAAUUGCCAACAACCUUUCCAAUUUGGGUCAGCUGUAUAAUAGAGAUGACAUUUCUAGCGACAUUCCAGCAAGGGGUCAAGUUCUUGGGGAAGAUGGAGUACGUGUUCACAGCUUGGUUCUACCAGGGCUCCCGUCUAGUACAUCAAUUUACUUCUCAAGGCCAGGAGAGGUUUACACAGUAAAGCAUGAAAUCACAGAUGUGCAAUGUCUCAUGCCUGGAUUGAUUCUGGCCAUUAGAAAAGUUGUUCGCCUCAAGAACCUGGUCUAUGGCUUGGAAAAGUUUCUAUAAGAAGCAGACACUCAGAGGAUAAAGGGACUGUAGACAACACUGAGGUAUCUUGCUAAGAGUACAUGAAUGGAGAGAUAUGAAGACAGAUGCAGCCAGGAUAAAAAUUCCUAAAAUACGAAUGUUACAAAAAUGUCGGAUCACAAUAAGCAAAUUAUUAAACAUCUGAUAAAAUCUGAGAAUAUAUUAUUUUUCCCAUGUCGCCUAAAAGCCAAAAUAUAUAAAUUGUACUCACUGAAUAAUCC
Molecule: messenger RNA, 1293 nt
Organism: Solanum dulcamara
Lineage: Eukaryota; Viridiplantae; Streptophyta; Magnoliopsida; Solanales; Solanaceae
Product: dihydrodipicolinate reductase-like protein CRR1, chloroplastic
Exons: 9
Coding region: 152-1051 (299 amino acids)
Cellular component (GO): chloroplast stroma
Molecular function (GO): 4-hydroxy-tetrahydrodipicolinate reductase activity
Source: RefSeq, a predicted model, not a curated record